GGAAAGAUAUAUGACGUUUGCAACUUCCUCAGUCUUCGAAUUUAUCUUCCUUCAUAUUUUGAAGAGAUUAAGUUUCUGGAGAAGCAUUUGUUCCACAAGCCAAACUUCUGGAGAAACUGGGUUCAUAGCUUCAUGGCAACAACGAAGAAACCUAAACGUUAUACGAGUUGUCCAGCAGAAUACAAUCAAGACGUAGAAAACCCAUGUGUUUCAGGCCGACAACAGAAACCUCAUUAUCAUUGCCAUAUUUGUAAAACAUUUACUGCUUUCAAGCCAAAGAGCAUUACCACACACAUAGAAUUAAUUCAUGGAGAGACGCAUGCCUUGCCGACCUCAUCGAUGACCGCUAAAAGGGAACAAAUCAACGUCAGCCAGAUGGUUACCGAAGAUGGUGGAAGCAGAACUUUUGAGGAAGCCAUUUCGACGGCAAGUCAGCCUGGAGAUUCCAACAAUAACGAAAUUGAGGAAGACAGUAAUUUGCAAUGUCAAGAACAGUUACCAGAAGACACCGAUAACGUCGUCGCUAUUAGAGAUGACGGCUUUGAAUAUCGAGGUUUGUUUUACCUGAUUGCUUCAACCUGGUUUUUGAAAUUUCAUUGCAGUAGCUCUUAG
Messenger RNA from Pocillopora verrucosa, 612 nucleotides. RefSeq lists its product as uncharacterized. Gene Ontology annotation, cellular component: IRE1-TRAF2-ASK1 complex. Gene Ontology annotation, molecular function: ATP binding; protein serine/threonine kinase activity; RNA endonuclease activity. The record is from RefSeq and is a predicted model, not a curated record. Gene Ontology annotation, biological process: IRE1-mediated unfolded protein response; protein phosphorylation; intrinsic apoptotic signaling pathway in response to endoplasmic reticulum stress. NCBI's taxonomy places the organism in Eukaryota, Metazoa, Cnidaria, Anthozoa, Scleractinia, Pocilloporidae.